AUGGCCAUGUCGAAGAUUGCUACCCUCGCGGGUCUUCUCGCCUCUGCUGGCCUCGUUGCAGGCCACGGAUACGUGACGAAGAUGACGAUCGAUGGAGAAGAAUAUGGUGGAUGGCUCGCUGAUAGCUAUUACUACAUGGACUCGCCGCCGGAUAACUACGGAUGGAGUACGACAGUGACCGACAAUGGCUUCGUCUCCCCCGAUGCCUUUGGUACCGACGACAUCACCUGCCACAGGGGCGCCACUCCUGGUGCUCUCUCUGCCCCGGUGACAGCCGGCAGCAAGAUCGAUAUCACUUGGAACACCUGGCCCGAAUCUCAUAAGGAUAAUCAAGGCCCCAUCAUCAACUACCUCGCCAAAUGCAACGGCGACUGCUCUUCAGCCGACAAGACCAGCCUCGAAUUCGUGAAGAUCCAGGCCGAAGCGAUUGUCGACGCUUCCACCAACACCUGGGUUACCGAUGAACUCAUUGAGAACUCCUUCACUACUUCCGUUACGAUCCCUGCCUCCAUCGCCCCAGGUAACUACGUCCUCCGACACGAGAUCAUCGCCCUCCACUCUGCAGGCCAGCAGAACGGUGCCCAAGCAUACCCUCAGUGCUUGAACCUGGUUGUCAGCGGCAGCGGUACUGACAACCCAUCUGGUACUCCUGGUACUCAGCUGUACUCUGCUAACGAUGAGGGCAUCGUCUUCGAUAUCUACUCGAACCCGACCUCGUACCCUAUGCCUGGUCCUGAGCUGUACAGUGGUUAG
Molecule: messenger RNA, 753 nt
Organism: Aspergillus nidulans FGSC A4
Lineage: Eukaryota; Fungi; Ascomycota; Eurotiomycetes; Eurotiales; Aspergillaceae
Product: lytic polysaccharide monooxygenase auxiliary activity family 9 protein
Exons: 2
Coding region: 1-753 (250 amino acids)
Cellular component (GO): extracellular region
Source: RefSeq, a predicted model, not a curated record